Messenger RNA from Sciurus carolinensis (gray squirrel), 8259 nucleotides. RefSeq names its product pappalysin 1 (gene Pappa). Lineage: Eukaryota; Metazoa; Chordata; Mammalia; Rodentia; Sciuridae. Bases 1 to 4890 code for a protein of 1629 amino acids. The record is from RefSeq and is a predicted model, not a curated record. Gene Ontology annotation, molecular function: metallopeptidase activity. The transcript is spliced from 22 exons.
AUGCGGCUCUGGAGUUGGGUGCUGCGCCUGGGGCUGCUGAGCGCCGCGCUGGGCUGCGGGCUGGCCGAGCGCCCCCGCCGGGCCCGGAGAGACCCGCGGGCCGGCCGCCCCCCGCGCCCCGCCGCCGGCCCGGCCACCUGCGCCACCCGGGCGGCCCGCGGCCGCCGCGCCUCGCCGCUGCCGCCGCCGCCGCCGCCGCCGGGCGGUGCCUGGGAAGCCGUGCGCGUCCCCCGGCGGCGGCAGCAGCGGAAGGCGAGGGGCGCCGCCGAGGAGCCGAGCCCGCCGAGCCGGGCGCUCUAUUUCAGCGGGCGCGGCGAGCAGCUGCGCCUCCGGGCCGACCUCGAGCUGCCCCGGGACGCGUUCACGCUGCAAGUGUGGCUGCGAGCGGAGGGGGGCCAGAGGUCCCCGGCGGUGAUCACAGGGCUGUAUGACAAAUGUUCUUACACCUCCCGAGACCGAGGAUGGGUCGUGGGCAUUCACACUGUCAGUGAUCAAGGCAACAGAGACCCACGCUACUUUUUCUCCUUGAAGACAGACCGGGCCCGGCAAGUGACCACCAUCAAUGCCCACCGCAGCUACCUCCCAGGCCAGUGGGUAUACCUAGCUGCCACCUAUGACGGCCGGCUGAUGAAGCUCUAUGUGAACGGUGCCCAGGUGGCCACCUCUGGGCAGCAAGUGGGUGGCAUAUUCAGCCCGCUGACCCAGAAGUGUAAAGUGCUCAUGUUAGGAGGCAGUGCUCUGAAUCACAAUUUCCGGGGCUACAUCGAGCACUUCAGUCUGUGGAAGGUGGCCAGGACUCAGCAGGAGAUACUGUUGGACAUGGAAACCCAUGGUCUCCACACCCCUCUACCUCAGCUCCUCCUCCAGGAGAACUGGGACAAUGUGAAGCGCACUUGGUCCCCCAUGAAGGACGGCCACAGCCCCCGAGUGGAAUUCAGCAAUGCCCAUGGCUUCCUGCUGGACACGAGUUUGGAGCCCCCUCUGUGUGGGCAGACACUGUGUGACAACACAGAGGUCAUUGCCAGCUACAACCAGCUCCCGAGUUUCCGCAGGCCCAAGGUGGUGCGCUACCGCGUGGUCAACCUUCACGACGACGACCACGAGAACCCCACGGUGAGCCACCAGCAGGUGGACUUCCAGCACCAGCAGCUGGCCGAGGCCUUCAAGCACUACAACAUCUCCUGGGAGCUGGAGGUGCUGGCGGUGAACAACUCCUCCCUGCGCCAGCGCCUCAUCCUGGCCAACUGUGACAUCAGCAAGAUUGGGGAUGAGAACUGUGACCCCGAGUGCAACCACACGCUGACCGGCCACGACGGCGGGGACUGCCGCCACCUGCGCCACCCUGCCUUCAUGAAGAAGCAGCAGAAUGGCGUGUGUGACAUGGACUGCAACUACGAACGGUUCAACUUCGAUGGCGGGGAAUGCUGUGACCCCGAAAUCACUGAUGUCACCAAGACGUGCUUUGAUCCAGACUCUCCACACAGAGCCUACUUGGAUGUUAAUGAACUGAAGAACAUUCUCAGAUUGGAUGGAUCAACACACCUCAAUAUUUUCUUUGCAAAUUCUUCAGAGGAGGAGCUGGCAGGGGUAGCGACAUGGCCAUGGGAUAAGGAGGCUCUUAUGCACUUAGGUGGCAUUGUCUUGAACCCCUCUUUCUACGGCAUUCCUGGGCACACCCACACCAUGAUCCAUGAGAUCGGGCACAGCCUGGGCCUCUAUCACAUCUUCCGAGGCAUCUCAGAGAUCCAGUCCUGCAGUGACCCCUGCAUGGAGACAGAGCCCUCCUUUGAGACUGGAGACCUCUGCAACGACACCAACCCAGCCCCCAAACACAAGUUUUGCGGCGACCCAGGACCAGGAAAUGAUACCUGUGGCUUUCAUAGCUUCUUCAACACUCCUUUCAACAACUUCAUGAGCUAUGCAGAUGACGACUGUACAGACUCCUUCACGCCCAAUCAAGUCGCCAGAAUGCACUGUUACCUGGACUUGGUGUACCAGAGCUGGCAGCCCUCCAGAAAGCCGGCGCCUGUGGCCCUUGCGCCCCAGGUUGUGGGCCACACCACGGACUCAGUGACGCUGGAGUGGUUCCCACCCAUCGAUGGCCACUUCUUUGAAAGAGAAUUGGGAUCAGCAUGUGACCUUUGCCUGGAAGGGAGAAUCCUGGUGCAGUAUGCCUUCAACGCCUCCUCUCCAAUGCCCUGUGGCCCAUCGGGACACUGGAGCCCUCGGGAAGCAGAAGGUCAUCCAGAUGUGGAACAGCCCUGUAAGUCCAGUGUCCGCACCUGGAGCCCAAAUUCAGCUGUCAACCCUCACACAGUCCCUCCAGCCUGCCCUGAGCCACAAGGCUGCUACCUCGAGCUGGAAUUCCGGUACCCCUUAGUCCCCGAGUCUCUGGCUAUCUGGGUGACCUUUGUCUCCUCUGACUGGGACUCUAGUGGAGCUGUCAAUGACAUCAAACUGUUGACUGUCAGUGGAGCGAACAUCUCCCUGGGCCCUCAGAAUGUUUUCUGUGACAUCCCACUGACCAUCAGACUCCAGGAUGUGGGCGAGGAGGUGUAUGGCAUCCAGAUCUACACGUUGGAUGAACAUCUGGAGAUCGAUGCUGCCAUGCUGACCUCCAUUGCAGACAGCCCACUCUGCCUGGAGUGUAAGCCUCUGCAGUAUAAGGUGGUCCGGGACCCUCCUCUCCAGGAGGACGUGGCAUCUCUCCUGCACUUCAAUAGAAGAUUCAAAGACAUGGAUCUAAAACUUGGCAGUACUUACCAAUACCAGGUUGUCACCAUUUCGGGAAAUGAAGAAAGUGAGCCAUCACCUACUGCCAUAUACAUUCACGGGAGUGGAUACUGUGGCGAUGGCAUUAUCCAGAAAGGCCAAGGUGAAGAAUGUGACGACAUGAAUAAGAUCAAUGGUGAUGGUUGCUCCCUUUUCUGCCAGCAAGAAGUCUCCUUCAAUUGCAUUGAUGAACCCAGCCGGUGCUAUUUCCAUGAUGGGGAUGGGGUGUGUGAAGAGUUUGAACAAAAAACUAGCAUUAAAGACUGUGGCGUCUACACACCUCAGGGGUUCCUGGAUCAGUGGGCAUCCAAUGCUUCAGUGUCUCAUCAAGACCAACAGUGCCCGGGCUGGGUUGUCAUCGGACAGCCAGCAGCAUCCCAGGUGUGUCGAACCAAGGUGAUAGAUCUCAGUGAGGGAAUUUCCCAGCAUGCCUGGUACCCUUGCACCAUCAGCUAUCCAUACUCCCAGCUGGCUCAGACCAAUUUCUGGUUGCAGGCAUAUUUCUCUCAGCCAAUGGUUGCUGCAGCUGUCAUUGUCCACCUGGUGACCGAUGGGACAUAUUAUGGGGACCAAAAACAAGAGACCAUCAGUGUGCAGCUGCUUGAUACCAAAGAUCAGAGCCACGAUCUAGGCAUCCAUGUCCUGAGCUGCAGGAACAAUCCCCUGAUUAUCCCUGUGGUCCAUGACCUCAGCCAGCCCUUCUACCACAGCCAGGCCGUCCGUGUGAGCUUCAGUUCGCCCCUGGUCGCCAUCUCGGGGGUGGCCCUCCGCUCCUUCGACAACUUUGACCCCGUCACCCUGAGCAGCUGCCAGAGAGGGGAGACCUACAGCCCUGCGGAGCAGAGCUGUGUGCACUUCGCCUGUGAGGCCUCUGACUGCCCAGAGCUGGCCGUGGAGAAUGCUCUUCUCAAUUGCUCCAGCAGUGACCGCUACCAUGGGGCCCAGUGCACUGUGAGCUGCCAGACAGGCUAUGUGCUCCAGAUACAGCGGGAUGAUGAGCUGAUCAAGAGCCAGAUGGGACCCAGCGUCACAGUGACCUGCACAGAGGGCAAGUGGAGUAAGCAGGUGGCAUGUGAGCCAGUAGACUGCGGCACCCCAGACCACCAUCACGUCUACGCGGCUUCCUUCUCCUGUCUCGAGGGCACCACCUUUGGCAGCAGAUGCUCCUUUCAGUGCCGUCACCCUGCUCAGCUGAAAGGCAACAACAGCUUCCUGACCUGUAUGGAGGACGGGCUGUGGUCCUUCCCAGAGGCCCUGUGCGAGCUCAUGUGCCUGGCUCCGCCCCCAGUGCCCAACGCAGACCUCCAGACGGCCCGGUGCCGGGAGAACAAGCACAAAGUGGGCUCCUUCUGCAAGUAUAAGUGUAAACCUGGGUACCACGUGCCUGGCUCCUCUCGGAAGUCAAAGAAACGGGCCUUCAAGACUCAGUGUACCCAGGAUGGCAGCUGGCAGGAGGGAGCUUGCGUGCCUGUGACCUGCGACCCACCUCCGCCCAAGUUCCACGGGCUCUACCAGUGCACUAAGGGCUUCCAGUUCAACAGCGAGUGCAGGAUCAAGUGCGAAGACAGUGACACCUCCCAGGGACGUGGGAGUAACAUCAUCCACUGCCGGAAAGAUGGCACCUGGAGCGGCUCCUUCCACCUCUGCCGGGAGAUGCAAGGCCAGUGCUCGGCCCCGAACCAGCUCAACAGCAACCUCAAACUGCAGUGCCCUGACGGCUAUGCCAUAGGGUCAGAGUGUGCCACCUCGUGCCUGGACCACAACAGCGAGUCCAUCAUCCUGCCCACAAACGUGACCGUGCGUGACAUCCCCCACUGGCUGAACCCCACACGAGUGGAGAGAGUUGUCUGCACUGCUGGUCUCAAGUGGUAUCCUCAUCCUGCUCUGAUUCACUGUGUCAAAGGCUGUGAGCCCUUCAUGGGAGACAAUUACUGUGAUGCCAUCAACAACCGAGCCUUCUGCAACUAUGAUGGUGGGGAUUGCUGCACUUCCACGGUGAAGACCAAAAAGGUCACCCCUUUCCCUAUGUCCUGCGACCUACAAGGUGACUGUGCUUGUCGGGACCCUGAGGCCCAAGAACAUAGCCGGAAAGACCUCCGGGGAUACAGCCAUGGCUAAGGAAGGACGAGGAGUUUUCAAAGAAUUCCCAACGCCAGGACCUACAUCCCUUUGGUAUUGAUUUCACAGUCCGCUGCUCAAUGGAAUGGCCUCUCCACGCCAGGGAUCCUUAGCACCCAACCGGUCUGCCUUUAAUUUCACCCAGGAAGGACUCAGAGUGUGGCGAAUGAACCAAGUCUCGCCAUGUUGAAUGAUGGAAUGGAAUCCCAUCCCAAAAUCUGAGCUGGAUUGCAUAUGCAGUGUGCAGUCCCAGAGCCUCCUAAAAUUCUAACCAUUUGUCACAUGACCACAGCAAAAACAUGUUCUGUAUCUAGGAGUAUGCACAUCUGUGGUUAGUACACAUGCAUGCAUACACACCCAUACAAACAUCUGUGUGAGGGCAGUUCUGGAGACUGAGCAGAAAGAGACUGGAACAAACUCAGUCUUUCCUUUCCCAAGCUCCUAGCCAACACUAUUCUUGGGAGAAAGAGAGUUACAGAAACUGCUAAGACCAAGUACUGAGAUGCCAAGAUAGCUCACACCCCGGGGCUCGGAAUAUGUACCGCAUGCACAAUUGUGCAGUCCUUUGGGAUUGGAAGUGAAAUGUUCUGUGAUCACUGACCUUCUAGGGAACUAGGGCCUAGGAAGAGGUAAAGAUUCCAAGGUAUGCAAAGCCUCCCCAAUUCUUCUGCUGCCAUGGGGAUUUUACCCCAACUCAAGGGUUCGAGGCCAAGCUGGAAAUGGCUUAGGGCUGCAAAGUCAAGGUAUUAUACCAGCCCCCCCGCUUGAGGCUUGAGGUCAUAUAAGAUCCCUCCACAUCCCACCUGUUACCCCGAUCUUGCCUUGGGACCACAUUUGCUGCUACUUUUCCUGCUGCUCUAUCUUAUACAUUAAGUACCCCAAGAUGGUAGAACUAGGUUAGGAAAAACCCCACACAACCAAACAGUCUGCCUUAAAAAUGACCCUUGUUUUCCCACAGUUCCUCACUUAGCCCUUCUCCAAAAGAACAAAACCCUCAUGGGCUCACAUGGUGAGAAGUUAGGGACCUCAGAUGCUGGAGCCCUCCUUGAUAAUCCAGAAUGUCUAAGCCAGUGUUAGAUUUUGUGAUCAAGUGGAACAGUGUUAAACUUCUGGGAUGUGGGAGUCACCCAGGGACUAGGAAUUGUCAGUACUGUUCGGUUCUUAUGUCUCUCCUUGUCUUCCUAGCCCUUCAGGCUAGAGUCGGCAUUGGUCCUGAGACCCUCACUGUUGUUCUGAGUAGAUAGAAUUCUGGAACAGAGAAUUGGACGUGAUCAGUGGACUGUGUUCUACAGGGCAAUCAGAACGAAGCGCAAAAGAUCACAGCCUCAGUACCCAAUGUGGUCAUCAGGUUUUCUAUAUAAUUUUCCAGCCAUCAGGACUCCUUCCCAAACCUGUGAAUGGACAACCCUUCCCUCUCUUCCAUGUUUAGCUUCCAAAAGUUAAAAGGAAAUCAGCCAAUUGAACAUGGAAGUCCCCACCUCUCUUAGGGCCUCUUUGCCUCUUUCCAGUCAGUUACCUGUCCAUGCCCUUUGAAGUAGUUUGGGCAGAUACUCAUACAGGAUGGAGAAAUGGAGACAGUGGUUAAAUCUAAAAUAUUUUCUGAAACCUGGAACUGGGAAGUAAGGAGAUGGGGGUGUUUAAACUAAUUAUAUCACAUAGAGAUUACUGUGAAUCAAGUGAUCUCAAGUCUAGUGAAGACAACCAACAAAAGCAAAGUCUAGGACAGAAAUGGAAAACACCGGGCAUAUGUGCGGCCCCUCCUAAUUCCUGUUUCCGAGGCAGGUAUUAUUAAUCCAUUAUGUCCCCUUUUCCUAUUGGGACCAAAAAUAACUUCGGAAACUCUUAUUUUAUCACUCCCAACAGCAAUUACCUGCUGAUUAAGAACACUUAAAAAGGCAUCUAUUGGCCAUCUGUGGUCUGUUAUAUUAAGAAACAUAUCUAGGUGCUUUUUGCACAGGUGCCCACAGAUGCAGUGUGGAGUUUUUUACGAACUCUGAGAAUGAAUUCCAGAAUGGAGAGGCUGCCACCACUGUGCAGGCCAAGCUCCAAUCCUUUAUAUGUCCUCCUUUUAAAACCAUAUCGUCACAUUUAUAUUGAGGAAUUUUUUAAUUACCAGGGCCAAUCCUUAGCAAAAAAAAACCAAAAAACAAAAAACCCAAAAUAGUAAUAAUAAUAAUAAGAAUACUAGAAGAAUUGGCCUUACUCUGUACCUGCUCCUUAUCUUAGAACUCUUAUCAACUCCUAGGGCCCCUCUCUUGCCCCAGAUGAAUUAGCAAACUGAGGUGUUCGUUUAGAAGGUCUGAGCUAAGAAAGGUAAUAGGGCCAGCCCUUCCAGAGGCUAAAUUCCACCCAUAAGCAAUAGAAAAAACUCUGAAAACCCAAAAUGGCAUUACUAAUGAUGGGACUGCGGGAACCAUGGCGCAACCUCACCAGCUUCCCUUAUGCCCGUCCUAGUCUGAUUUCUACCUUCACUGUCGUCCAUCCCCGGAUUCUCCAAAUGAGCACAGAUUCCCAGAAGCUGGCGCUGUCCUCAAAUCCUCACAUUCACUUGAGUCCUCUGGGUAAAGACCCACCCAGACUUCUCCUUACCGUCAUUCAAAGUCGUUCUGUGCAGAGUACAUUAGGCAAAAGAGGCUGCUCGAUUGGUGACCAGCCACAUGAAAUGUGUAAUUAGACUCUUCUCCAACCUUCCUGGAGGCAUCGGCUCUAUUGGUGCAACGCAGUGCACUGAUUCCCAGUUCCAUUUCCUCCCUGGGAAUAAACUCCUUGUCACGUCCCUUUAGUCAUCUGCUUGGGACAAUGGCGUACUUGUGAGGAGGUGACUCUGAGGCACUGUUAUAUAUCCACAGUUCAGGGGCCCUAAAACACUUAGGAGUUCUGCAUCCAAAGAAGUAUUAGCCUGUUAGCAGCAAGAAAGAGAAGGUGAGGGGGACAGUUCUCUAAGCCUGUCCCGGGAAGUCUUUCCAAGCCACACCUUAACUGCCUGCCCGGAAGACUUGCAUUAUCCCCAAAUUCUGUGCCAACAAUCUCAUAGGGAAUCCAGUCCUCGGAAGUCAGUUUGGGUUGGUGAGUGGGGUGUAAAGGAAGGGAGAGAUUAACAUCAAUAGCAGACCUUUGGAGACGGAGGGUAUCAGCUGCUACUUUUGGCUUCAGCACAUUGGGUCACUGCCUAAAUAGUUCUCUUGGUCUUAUUCCCACCUUGGCCAAUGCUUAAAUGUUAUUUGUUGAAAAUAAUUCUUUGAGACAGAUUUCAGCUACCUCCCUUCCAGGUUUGAUUUAACUUGGUUGUAACUGUCAAUUUGUUAUAGGUCUUACCUGUGUUUAAAAAGAAAUAAAGAAAAAAAAGAAAGAAAGUAAGUAAGUAAGAGG